CUGUGGUGCUGAACCUAAUGCUUAUUGCAGCGUUUCUCUGCUCAUCCUGUCUCUGUCCGGCGCUGCGGUGCUGAGUCCCUUCGCUGAAUCUUGGCGCUGUGCUGUUGAAUACGGCCGCUAUCCGGCGCUGUGGUGUCUCUGUUCGACCUGGAGCUGGCGUGGGUUCGGCGGUGUUUCUUUACCAAUCUCCUGUUUCCAGUGAGAAUGUAAACGGUGAUUCUCUUCGCUACCACGCACUGAGCGAUGAGACCGGGACAUCCGGCAUCUGCACCGCGGUACCAUGGACGAAGACCUCUUCCAGCUACGGCAUCUACCUGUGGUGAAGUUCCGUCGCACCGGUGAAAGUACAAGGUCAGAAGAUGACACCUGUUCUGGAGAGCUCGAGAUUGAGAUAGAAGGAGUGCGGUCUGAGCUAGAACCAGUUGAGCUGGAUGAUGCAGGCACUGUCCCCAAAGAUUUUGCAAACCCUACAGAUGAUGUGUUCAUGGUGGAGGAUGCUGUGGAGGCCAUUGGAUUUGGGAAGUUUCAAUGGAAACUCUCAGUCCUUACUGGACUGGCAUGGAUGGCCGAUGCCAUGGAGAUGAUGAUCCUCAGCAUUCUUGCACCUCAGCUACACUGUGAGUGGAGAUUGCAGAGCUGGCAGGUUGCCCUCAUAUCCUCGGUAGUGUUCAUAGGAAUGAUGUCCAGCUCAUCGCUAUGGGGAAAUAUAUCCGACCAGUAUGGUAGGAAGACAGGUCUGAAAGUUAGUGUACUCUGGACAUUGUACUAUGGAGUACUGAGUGCCUUUUCACCAAUCUACAGCUGGAUCCUCGUACUUAGAGGCUUAGUGGGCUUUGGGAUUGGAGGUGUUCCACAAUCGGUAACACUAUAUGCAGAAUUCCUUCCAAUGAAGUCGAGAGCAAAGUGUAUUUUACUAAUAGAGGUAUUCUGGGCCUUUGGAACAGUAUUCGAGGUGUUGCUGGCAGUGAUGGUGAUGCCUACGCUGGGCUGGCGCUGGUUACUCAUUCUUUCUGCAGUGCCUCUUAUGAUUUUCGCCAUUUUGUGUUUUUGGCUUCCAGAAAGUGCACGUUACGAUGUAUUAUCUGGGAACCAAGAAAAAGCGAUUGCCACAUUAAAACGCAUUGCUACAGAAAAUGGAGCACCAAUGCCACUUGGAAAAUUGAUAGUUGCCAGACAGGAGGACCGUGGACGAAUUUGGGACCUCUUCACACCACAGUUUCGAAUAACCACUGUCCUUUUAUGGUUCAUUUGGUUUUCCAAUGCUUUCUCCUAUUAUGGACUGGUUCUAUUAACCACAGAGCUUUUCCAGGCAGGUGAUGUGUGUAGCAUGUCGACAAGUGGCAAGAAACCUGAGGGAAGGUGUACACUGGAAUGUAAAUACUUAAAUGCUACUGACUACACAGACCUUCUUUGGACCACAUUGUCAGAAUUUCCAGGUGUCUUAAUAACAUUAUGGAUUAUUGACCGGAUUGGACGAAAGAAGACAAUGGCAGUGUCUUUCCUUAUCUUUUCAUUUUUCUCUCUGCUGUUGUUCGCAUGUGUUGGGAGGUUGGCUCUCACUGUAUUCCUCUUUAUUGCCAGAGCUUUCAUAUCCGGUGGUUUUCAGGCUGCAUAUGUUUAUACUCCUGAGGUUUACCCAACUGCAACCCGUGCAUUAGGAUUAGGAACGUGUAGUGGGAUGGCACGAGUGGGGGCUCUCAUCACUCCUUUCAUUGCACAGGUUAUGUUGGAAUCCUCAAUCUACCUGACACUUUCCGUAUAUAGUGGAUGCUGCCUAUUGGCAGCCCUUGCUUCCUGUUUCCUACCAAUUGAGACGAUGGGGCGAGGCCUGCAAGAGUCCAGCCAGCGGGAAUGGGGCCAGGAAAUGGUGGGCAGGACACAUUGCUCAAGCAGCUCAACCAGGAGCACCUAGAAUGAAUUUGUCACAACAGCAACCAGACCAAAAAUGGCCUCACAGGAAGCAGACAGCAUCAAAAUCAUUACUAAUAUACACUUAUUCUUCUGGUUAAUAAGAAAUGGUGUGAGUAUUAAGAUGGGAAACAAAUGUAGUAUUCUGCAGGCGCAUAUAUAAGCUAAAGGAAACCACAACCUUCCCGUGCCCCAUCAGUUUUGUGAUGUCAAACUAAAGGGCACGUAUAAAGGAUUGGAAAGUAAUGGUAGGAUUUAAUGUAGAAUGUAAGGGGUGAGCCCUGUCGUUCAUACCUUGCCAUUUACCCAACCAUAGUACAGACAAGCUUUUUUACUACAAACUGCUAUGGCAUAAUCCUUUCCCUUACUGUGAAUCAACCCCAUUCACUGAUAAUGCAAAUAUUUGCAAUAGAAAAUACAAUGUUUAUGAAUAAAUGAAUUGAAAACUAUUAUGGGAAUCCAUUAAAGCUCAAGAGGCUGAAUUAAACAAUCUCCUACAGCAGCUAUACAGGCUCAUUUUCAAUGAUUCAUAACUCUUUUACACCAAAGUAGAAAAUAGGCACUGACAGUGCACUAUUCAAAUAAGAACUCAGCUGAUGUGAUGCCAAGUGGGAACAAACUGGUGCACAUGGAUUUGUCUUUAACAUUGCAUAGAGCAUCAAACUAACAAGAAGAAGUUUCUACGAGACAGGUAAAACAGCAAGCCAUAGUAAUCUUUGCAAUAGAAAGAUUAGUUUGUAUUAUCGAGGUUUGUCUGUCAUGCUGUACUAUGUAGUGGGAUUGCUUAAUAAACUUGUAACUUUAAACAAUAAAAAUGUGUUUGAGGUUGCGCCUCUUUGUGGAAAACUCAGUUAUGUACUGAGAAACUAAAUAUUUUCAACAGGAAAUGUAUUUAUGUUAACAUUUAUAUGCCACAACUAUGGCAACCUACUAAACUUCAAUGAGCUGGAAGUGCAUCAAGUGUAUUGCUAAGCAGGUGAUAUCUUAAAUAUGAAUCUCUUGCUGGAAAGAAAAUCAAUAUCUAAGGUGCCAUCUCCUGUUGCUUAUGCUAAUAGACAGUAUCCUGUUCUAAGUGGUCACAGUAAGUCAUUUCUUAUUGCAAAUAUUAGACUUGAUUAUUCCUUUUCAUUAAUCAUUAAUGAGAUUAUAAAAGGACCUUCAUUGGUAAAUGCUGAUGGGGUUAUAGGGAUAGAAGAGGUUAGAAUUAUGAAGGAGUCAUCAAUGGUUUUUAAGAUGUGGUAAAGAAUGCUAAAUUGGAAAUGUUAAAAGAACUGAGUCAACAUUGCUCAGCAAGAACAAGAGUGAUAAAUACGUUGGAGAUGAACAAUGGGCUGCAGUAAUUUGGAUGAGCUGUAAUUUACCGAGGAUGGGAAGCCAUUCAGGAGAACAUUUGUGUGUUUGGAUUUAGAGGGGACAAGAAAAUGGAUGUAAAUUCCAGCAGCAGAUGUUCUGAGGCACAGGAAGACAUGAUGUCACAAAGCAACAUUCUGUCAAAGUGGUGUGGCUUGCAUGUGGGCAGAUGCUGCAAUGAUCUAUGAUUUGCCAUCAAUUGUGGCAAUCACUUCCACUGGCUGAAGUCAUUGCCAGGUACCGGCCUUGAAAGCUUGUCCAGACAGUAAGAAAAUUACAGGAUACACUGUUACAGAGGUGAAAGUAGAUGGUUCUUCGAGUGAAAGGAUCACAAGAACAGUGCAGGACUAAAUAACAUGCUGACCUUGUAAACAUUGGUUCAAUCUGAGGUCGUGUCUAAAAAGGGGAUAGAAUUUUCAGCAAGAGUACAGAAUUGACCUGAAACUGAUGUCUUCUGAGAGAACUGAUUAGUGUACCAAGCCCAUGGAGUGGUUGAACAUUUGGUUAAUGCUCUAGUACUGACCUUAGAUUCUAGCUAGUUGGAAAUGGUCAAUUAGCCAGGUUUGGCUGAUGAGCAAUUAACCUUUCAGGCACAACUUACAGGAGAUCUAACAAUGAAUAAAAAACUUGCCAUGGCAAUACAAUGUCAAUAGUAGUUUUAGCUAGAAUUGGAAAUGCAUGGACGCGGUUAAAAAGUUGUCUAAUCAUACAAGUAACCACUGAAGAAGGAAUAUAAAUAAUUUACCUGCAUUGGGAGUAAAAAAAAAUGACGGUAGAAGAUAGGGGAAAACAAUCAGAUUAAUUUUGUAUAGUACUAGUUAACAAUACAACAAACAUUUUGUUUACAUAGUGUGUGUCUUUCCUAACAGUUAGAUUAUUGUGGCAAAUUGACUGUAUCAUGCUGUAAGUUAAUAACUGUUGCUGAUUCUGAAGCAGUACAGUGAUAAACAUCAGGUCCUGGAUUACUCAUGAGCAUCACCACAAGAGAUCUAUUAGUUUAAACUAUAUUAAAAACUCAGAAUAUUUGGGUGGUGGUUGUAAACUGUUCAACUUUGAGAUUCAGGUCAGCUCUCAUAUCCUCAAUAAAUUUUAGCCUAAAACACACUCUUGGUCAAGUUGUCAUAAACCAUGCCAAAUCCUUGGCUGCUACCCAGCCUUCAAUUUUCUCUUGGUCAUGUUACUUCAUGCAUCAACCAACUGAAUCGGUCAAAUGGAUGAUACUUGUAACUUGCACUAACAAUUGGAACAUGCUCCUUGAUUAGGCUUCAGCCUGUUAUUCACUCCAAAGAAUUAUUUUUGCUGAUUUAAUUGCUAAGGGCACUUAUUAACAGUGAUACUGCACAUUCUUUUCUUAACCAUGUUAGCAAGCUCAAAGUUCAUUGUACUGAAACUGUGUAAUAUUAGUUAUAGUACACAAAACAGGACAUACAAAUUAGUUUUAGUUCUGUUACUAAUACCAUUGUACAAUUAUGACCAAAACAUUUAUGCAAAUCUAUGAAAGUCAAGUGGAAAUAGGCACAUAUCUAGGAAACAUUCAUUUAUUUGCAAAUUUCAUUCUGUUCAAGUCUACAACCUUUGCCAAAUAUAUUCUGGGAAAGGAGGGCAGCUUGGAGCCAAUGUCCUUGGUUUCCUUUCUGCUUACUACUAAGCAGGAAGCAAUAGAAUUUCUCAAACAAACUCCAUUGCAUUAUUAGAGGGGGCUUGGGUCUCUCUAUGCAUUGGGGUUAAGGUGAGUUUGUGUUGCAGGUAUCACUUUGUUCUUGUUUCAAACUGUGUUUGUGAAUACCAGUUCUCAAAUAAUCUGGCUUUCCUGUGAUAAUGGGGACUGUUAUCUUGGAUUCUCCAGCAUCUGCAAAGUGUGGAGCUGGAUGAACACAGCAGGCCAAGCAGCAUCGCAGGAGCUCCUGAGAUGCUGCCUGGCCUGCUGUGUACAUCCAGCUCCACACUUUGUUAUCUUGGCUUUCCUGUGAGGUCUUUUUAUUCCAAACAAUAAGAAUGUGUUCAACGUAAAUUCAAAUGUGAACUUCAUAGCAUAUUAAUAAAUUAAUGCUGUGCUUCGAUAGUCAUUGUGCACCUACAGAUUGGGUUUAUCAGGUGAGUACUGUCUCGUGUUUGAAUGUAUUUUACUUGUUCUCGAAGCAUUGAACUGGAGCAUUUUACUGUUUACAAAAUAUAUGCAGUGCUUGCAUGACAGCCUGUCACUGGUUAACUUUUUUUUGAUUUGAUGUAAAUAAGCUACUUCAUAGCAAUGGAACAAAAAUAUACUUAAUG
Stegostoma tigrinum is the source of this 5529-nucleotide messenger RNA. It is a transcript of the gene svopa, whose product is annotated as SV2 related protein a. The record is from RefSeq and is a predicted model, not a curated record. The transcript is spliced from 16 exons. The coding region runs from base 281 to 1912 and encodes 543 amino acids. Gene Ontology annotation, biological process: transmembrane transport. Gene Ontology annotation, molecular function: transmembrane transporter activity. Gene Ontology annotation, cellular component: membrane. NCBI's taxonomy places the organism in Eukaryota, Metazoa, Chordata, Chondrichthyes, Orectolobiformes, Stegostomatidae.